CGCUGCCCGGGCGACGGUCGGGGUGAUCCGCUGGCGCUCAGGCAGCCGUCGCGGCUGCGAUUCCGGGACUGUCCUCCGGCGCAGGAGAGAAGCGGGGAGGCGGCGGUGGGGGCGGGGCGGCGUCCGGCUCUGAGCGAGCGGUGGGAGGAGCGCGGUGGCGACGGCGGCGGCUCUAGAAGCGGAGGUGAAGGAGGCGGAGGAGCUCCUCUCCUCUUCUCAGACCCGGGAGCGUCCGGGACGCGGAGCCCGGAGCUGGGGCGACGAGGAGAUUGCGGGGGCCUGGGCUAGAAUCUCCCUGGAAAAGGAGACAUGAAUGAAUGUCUGCAAUGAUACUUCUUGACAAGAAUUUGAUGCAAGAGAAAGAAAGGAAAUUAACAGCUGGCAAGCAGAAUUUCCAACAGCAGGAUUUCGUAUUUAUUGCUUCCAACUACACAGUUCUGUUGCCUACUUGUAAAUCAGAGAUACCUACACUCAAAACCCAGACAAGGCAAAAGGAUAUUUUCUUGUAUAUUUUUUGAGAUCAAAGAAAUGGCAGUGUCCAGGAAACAGAACCAGAAGGAUUCAUCAGGAUUCAUUUUUGAUUUACAGUCCAAUACUGUACUGGCCCAGGGAGGAGCUUUUGAGAACAUGAAAGAGAAGAUAAAUGCAGUGCGUGCAAUAGUUCCCAAUAAGAGCAACAAUGAAAUCAUCCUGGUUUUGCAGCACUUUGAUAACUGUGUGGAUAAAACAGUACAGGCAUUCAUGGAAGGUAGUGCCAGUGAAGUACUCAAAGAAUGGACAGUAACAGGCAAGAAAAAGAACAAAAAGAAGAAAAACAAACCGAAACCUGCCACAGAACCAAGUAAUAGUAUCCCAGAUACCAGUAAAACCGUUUCCAUUCAAGAGGAACAGUCUGCACCUUCCUCAGAGAAAGUUGGUAUGAAUGGCUACCAUGUCAAUGGUGCCAUCAAUGACACUGAGUCUGUGGAAUCACUCAGUGAAGGUUUGGAGACACUUUCAAUAGACGCUAGAGAAUUGGAGGAUCCCGGGUCUGCCAUGCCAUAUGCACUGGAUAGAACAGGAUCCAUGCUGCAGAAUGGUGUCUCUGAUUUUGAGACCAAGUCUUUGACUAUGCACUCUAUUCAGAAUUCUCAACAACCCAGGAAUGCUGCCAAAUCGCUCUCAAGACUUACCACAGAAACUCAGUUUUCAAAUAUGGGGAUGGAAGAUGUUCCUCUCUCCACCAAUAGAAAGCUAAGUUCCAAUAUUGAAAAAUCUGUAAAAGACCUCCAGCGCUGCACAGUAUCUCUUGCACGGUAUCGAGUUGUAGUUAAAGAAGAGAUGGAUGCUUCCAUUAAGAAAAUGAAACAAGCCUUUGCUGAAUUGGAAAGCUGUUUAAUGGAUCGAGAAGUGGCAUUGCUUGCUGAAAUGGACAAAGUGAAAACUGAAGCAAUGGAAAUUUUGCUCAGCCGACAAAAGAAGGCUGAACUUCUAAAGAAGAUGACUCAUGUGGCUGUUCAAAUGUCAGAGCAGCAAUUGGUUGAGCUCAGAGCUGAUAUCAAGCACUUUGUUAGUGAACGAAAAUAUGACGAGGACCUGGGACGAGUAGCCCGGUUCACCUGUGAUGUAGAGACCCUAAAGAAGAGCAUUGAUUCAUUUGGACAAGUGUCUCAUCCAAAGAACAGCUAUUCAACCAGAUCCCGAUGUGGCUCAGUUACAUCUGUGUCCUUGAGUAGCCCAAGUGAUGCCUCUGCUGCUUCCUCUUCCACCUGUGCCUCUAUUCCCAGCCUUACAAAUGCUAACAAGAAAAUCUUUGCACCAGGAGAGACUCCUGCAGCCAUAGCAAACUCCAGCGGCCGGCCCUACCAGCCACAUCGGGAGGUAUUGCCAGGGAACAGACAAGGAGGACAAGGUUACAGACCACAGGGCCAAAAGUCCAGUGACCCUGUGAACCAAGGGCGAGGAGGACAAGGUUACAGGCCACAAGGCCUAAAGUCCAGUGACCCCGUGAACCAAGAGCGGCAUGACAGUAUGGGUCGUUGCAGAAACAGCUCAUGGUAUUCAUCUGGUUCCAGGUAUCAGAAUGCUUCAUCUCAGGCACCAGGAAACACCAGUGAAAAAGGUCAGACUCACUCUGCAGAGACCAAUGAAACUGGAAUCAGCAUGGAGCCUAGCCCACCCACGCCUUCAUUCAAAAAGGGACUCCCCCAGCGCAAGCCCAGGACCUCUCAGACUGAAGCCGUGAACUCUUAAGAGAGAAAUUCCAGUUGGCCUCUCUCCUCUAUCACACACAAUUCAAGUUAAUAACUGGACUUUAGGAAACUUAUAGUUAGAUUUAAUAACAAAAAGUUUAUGCAUAUCACUUUUUGUGCCAUUCUAAAUAUUUUUGGUUCUUGUCUCCUUAUUUCCUCUUUACCAUUUUUGGAGGGGAAGCUAUUCUUUUUUUCUUGAUCUUUCCCAGUCUUAUGGAUUGAAUCUGGUUGGUCAUUUCCACCAGGAAUCAGAGGCAGCUGUUGUCAGUUUUCAGCCUUCCAGUUGGCCCCCUCUGUCCAGGCUGUCUCAGGAGGAGGUGAAUCAGAGCUAGUCACCUUUCCAAGCUAAGCAGAAGCCACAGGUGCCUGCCAGUUUCCAUUCAAACAACUAUUUGACCAGGAGAGGCAAUGAGGGGAUCGUAUACUGCACUGGAUUUGCCAGAGAAGGGAAAAUUUAAUUAGUGAAAAGGAAAGAACACUAGAAAACAUCUGAAAACCUGCCUCUAUUCCAGAAAGUGCCUGAGAUUUGACACUCAAAUCAGUGGUCAGUCUUCUGCUUGGCACUAGAGCUUAACCUGCAGUUUCUUCAAAAUGCCCAAUCCUUUGCUUCCUAUUACCUUAGAUUGCAAACCAGUCUAGGCAAGUCUAUGGGAAAGUAGCAUUUAAUUAAAGUUUUUUUAUUUGUAAAGCAUUUUUCUGUUUUAAUGUUCAGAGACUUUUUUUUGUUCUCUCCCUUUUCUGAAUCCUGUUCUGAUCCUGAAUCAAAUUUAUAGCAAUAUAAUUAGUGUUAAUUGAAGGCAUUACUCAUCAAAAAUUGCUGCAAUCAGUCUUUAUAGUUGAAUAAAUAAAAACAACUGC
Saimiri boliviensis boliviensis (Bolivian squirrel monkey) is the source of this 3089-nucleotide messenger RNA. RefSeq names its product spermatogenesis associated serine rich 2 (gene SPATS2). Gene Ontology annotation, molecular function: protein binding. The record is from RefSeq and is a predicted model, not a curated record. Gene Ontology annotation, cellular component: cytoplasm. NCBI's taxonomy places the organism in Eukaryota, Metazoa, Chordata, Mammalia, Primates, Cebidae.